Molecule: messenger RNA, 1350 nt
Organism: Chenopodium quinoa (quinoa)
Lineage: Eukaryota; Viridiplantae; Streptophyta; Magnoliopsida; Caryophyllales; Amaranthaceae
Product: protein IRX15-LIKE-like
Exons: 1
Coding region: 102-1043 (313 amino acids)
Biological process (GO): xylan biosynthetic process
Source: RefSeq, a predicted model, not a curated record
UUUCACCCCUUUAUAUACCACUCUACUAGUACAACGGAUCCAAAAAAUAAAAUAAAUUCUCCAAUUCAAAUUCCCACCUUAUUUUCUCUCUCCUCUUUACAAUGAAAACCACCCCUAAACUCAUCGUCUUCCACCCUUCCCUCUACAAACAAUCCUCCUCCACUAUCUCGUCGCUAUCAUUACCAUCCUCGCUAUCGCACCGUAUAUGGGUACUCGUAUUCUUCACUCUCUUCACCUUCACAUUCCUCCUAACCGUUUUUAAAAACACCACCCUACCACCCCCAACACCGCCCACCACCCCAUCAACCACCGCCAACCACCAAUCCGCCGCCGUAUCCGCCGCCCUCCUCCACUACGCCGCCAUCUCAAACACCACCGACCGUAUGACCUCCGGCGAACUCUCCGCCGUCGCAACCGCCCUCCGCCGCUGCUCUCCGCCGUGCAACUUCCUCAUCUUCGGCCUCACCCACGAAACCCUCCUCUGGCGUGCCCUCAACUCCGGCGGUCGCACCGUCUUCCUCGACGAAAACGAGUAUUUAAUCUCGAAAUUCGAGCAAAACUUCACCGAUUUCGAAGGUUACGACGUUCAAUACACCACCAAAGUCGGAAAAUCAGCCGAACUCAUCGAACAUUCUAGAAUCCACCGUAAGGGUGAUUGUAGACCAGUACAGAAUCUCCUCUUUUCCGAAUGUAAAUUAGCGAUUAACGAUCUUCCGAAUCAUUUGUACGAGAUUUCAUGGGACGUAAUCUUGAUCGAUGGUCCAAGAGGGUACUCGGCGAAGAUGCCGGGAAGAAUGGCGGCGAUAUUUAGCGCCGCCGUGAUGGGGCGGAGCAGGGGAGGAGAGAGAAAGUCCGGUAAAAGAAAAGGGACUGAGAUUUUUGUUCAUGAUUAUGGGAGAGAAGUUGAAAGGGUUUUUAGUGAAGAGUUUUUGUGUAAGGAGAAUUUGGUGGAAGUUAGAGAUUCUUUGGCUCAUUUUGUGGUAAAAGAGAUGAAGGGUGAGAGUUUUGAAUUUUGUUUAGGAGAAUCAAGCAAUUCUUCUUGAUCAUCAUUAUAAAUUAUAAUUAUAUGAAUUGAUUAAGAGUUAUAGUAGUAGUCAUGAACUCAUGGUAGGUAUGUUAUAAAUUUACUAUAUUUCUACUCAUGUAUACACCCGGGUGUAUAGAAUAUCUAAGACGUAGUUUAUGUUAUUUCUUCUCGUUUUUUAUUAGAGGUUCAUUGUACGGGGAUUAGAGGUAAGUACAGUCGGGUGUAUAUAGUUAUCGGUCUGAAGAGAGGUCGAUUAUUAGUAAUCAGAGUGAUGUAAACUGUAAAGUAAAUUAAAUGAAAGUACGUUUUAAUUUUUUGAUGAA